AAUCCGUUUGUGGUGGAUUGCUACAGUAAUCCUACAGCAGUCUGGACGAUAUAUUUGAUCACGACUAAAACCCAAAAUUGGAGGCCUGGAUCAGAUUAGGUACAGCCAAGAAGAAGCAGAUGAAAUUAAGACAUGAAUUGAGCUGCGGUGUGUAAACCAGAGAAAACAGAGAUCGGUUGGAAACCUUUUCCUGGACCGGAGCAGUCUGUUCAUCUGACAGAUAAUUUGACAGCAGUUGGUUUACUAGCUACCUCUGGCUCGACAAGGCAGGAAGAAAGCUUUCAUUUAGUGGUUAAAGUGCCCCCCCCUCCCCCUCCCUCCCCACAUCUAGCUAGCUAAAUUACGUUCCUGCCCAGUUGAUCUGCACUUCCCUAGUCUGCUAACCCACUGCCGGAGAGGACGGCUGCGGAUCCAGAGGUGCUGUUGGAGGUAGCUAGCUAGCACGGCUAGUUCAUUUCACUAGCUAGCCUGCUAGCUACGCCUUGGAAUUCACACCAUUAGCUAACUGGUUCCUCCUGGGGCAGAUACGCCGAGAUGUCGGUGACGAAAGACCAAACACCAACCAAACUGUCCACCACCGAUCGGCCCAUUAAAGCGGUGCCCUACCCCCCUGGCUCCAAGCUGACGGUAAAGGACCUGUAUGUAGACGGGAAGCCCAGUGUUGAGGUGCUCAAGACCCAUCUUGUUAAGGAGGGCCGUCUGGAGGAGGAAGCAGCUCUUCGCAUCAUCACUGAUGGAGCCAACAUCCUGCGACAAGAGAAAUGCAUGCUGGAGGUGGAAGCACCUAUAACAGUGUGUGGGGAUGUCCAUGGCCAGUUCUUUGACCUGAUGAAGCUGUUUGAGGUGGGCGGCUCGCCCAGCAGCACCCGCUACCUGUUCCUGGGGGACUAUGUUGAUCGAGGAUACUUCAGCAUCGAGUGUGUGUUGUUCCUGUGGACUCUGAAGAUCAACCACCCCACCACUCUGUUCCUACUCAGAGGAAACCAUGAGUGCCGGCAUCUCACAGAGUACUUCACCUUUAAACAGGAGUGUAAGAUAAAGUACUCUGAGCGUGUGUAUGAUGCCUGUAUGGAGGCGUUUGACUGCCUUCCCCUGGCUGCGCUCCUCAACCAGCAGUUCCUGUGUGUCCACGGAGGCCUGAGCCCCGAAAUCACCUGCCUGGACGACAUACGCAAGCUGGACCGGUUUAAGGAGCCCCCUGCGUUCGGACCCAUGUGUGACCUGCUGUGGUCAGACCCUGGAGAAGACUACGGCUCUGAGAAGACCCAGGAACACUUUGCUCAUAACUCAGUUCGAGGCUGCUCCUACUUCUACAGUUACCCAGCAGUAUGUGACUUUCUGAUGAACAAUAAUCUGCUGUCAGUAAUAAGAGCACAUGAAGCCCAGGACGCUGGGUAUAGAAUGUACAGGAAAAGCCAGACGACGGGUUUUCCUUCUCUGAUCACGAUAUUCUCUGCUCCGAAUUACCUGGACGUGUACAACAACAAAGCGGCGGUGCUGAAGUAUGAGAACAACGUGAUGAACAUCCGUCAGUUCAACUGCUCCCCACACCCCUACUGGCUGCCCAACUUCAUGGACGUCUUCACCUGGUCGCUGCCCUUCGUCGGCGAGAAGGUGACAGAGAUGCUGGUUAACGUGCUCAACAUCUGCUCUGAUGACGAGCUCAUGUCUGAAGGAGACGACACCUGCGAGGCUGGAACUUCUGCUGUGAGGAAGGAGGUAAUCAGGAAUAAGAUCCGAGCGAUCGGGAAGAUGGCCCGUGUCUUUUCUGUGCUCAGAGAGGAGAAUGAGAGUGUUUUACAGCUGAAGGGGCUGACCCCCACUGGGGCCUUGCCUGUGGGAGUUCUGUCUGGAGGACGGCAGACCCUGGAGAGCGCUACCGUACAGGCAGAAGAGGCACGAGCUAUCCAAGGGUUCAACCCGCAGCAUAAGAUCCAGUCCUUUGAGGAGGCCCGAGGUCUGGACAGGGUCAAUGAACGGAUGCCCCCUCGCCAAGAUGCUCCUCCCCCUCCCAACAACCUCCCAGCCAGUGGCCCACCUAACAAGAACGGGACCAACACACAGGCCUAGGCAUCUGGCCCACCUCCCUCUGUAUCCCUCCCUCCCGCUCAAAUUUUUCCCUCUCGACUCCCGCUCUCCCUCCGUAUCCCUCCCCCCGCUCUCCCUCCGUAUCCCUCCCUCUCCCUCCGUAUCCCUCCCUCCCUCCCUCCGUAUCCCUCCCUCCCUCCCUCCGGAUCCCUCCCUCCUCCGUAUCCCUCCCGCUCUCCCUCCGGAUCCCUCCCUCCCUCCCGCUCUCCCUCCGUAUCCCUCCCUCCCGCUCCCUCCGUAUCCCUCCCUCCCUCCCGCUCUCCCUCCGUAUCCCUCCCUCCCUCCCGCUCUCCCUCCGUAUCCCUCCCUCCCUCCGUAUCCCUCCCUCCCGCUCUCCCUCCGUAUCCCUCCCUCCCUCCCGCUCUCCCUCCGUAUCCCUCCCUCCCUCCCGCUCUCCCUCCGUAUCCCUCCCUCCCUCCCGCUCUCCCUCCGUAUCCCUCUCUCCCUCCCUCCCGCUCUCCGUAUCCCUCUCUCCCUCCCUCCCGCUCUCCGUAUCCCUCUCUCCCGCUCUCCGUAUCCCUCUCUCUCCCCUCCCUCCCUCCCGCUCUCCGUAUCCCUCUCCCUCCCUCCCGCUCUCCGUAUCCCUCUCUCCCUCCCUCCCGCUCUCCGUAUCCCUCUCUCCCUCCCUCCCGCUCUCCGUAUCCCUCUCUCCCUCCCUCCCGCUCUCCGUAUCCCUCUCUCCCUCCCGCUCUCGUAUCCCUCUCUCCCUCCCGCUCUCCGUAUCCCUCUCUCCCUCCCUC
Molecule: messenger RNA, 2828 nt
Organism: Oncorhynchus nerka (sockeye salmon)
Lineage: Eukaryota; Metazoa; Chordata; Actinopteri; Salmoniformes; Salmonidae
Product: serine/threonine-protein phosphatase 2B catalytic subunit gamma isoform-like
Exons: 13
Coding region: 535-2070 (511 amino acids)
Biological process (GO): calcineurin-mediated signaling
Cellular component (GO): calcineurin complex; cytoplasm
Molecular function (GO): calmodulin-dependent protein phosphatase activity; calmodulin binding
Source: RefSeq, a predicted model, not a curated record